UUCCAAAUUAAAAAAAAAUGAUUUAAAAAAAAAAGAAAUAAAUAAUAAAAGGUCGAAAGUACGGAGAGAAAACAAAAUACAGAAUUAUUAAAACGAAAGGUAAUUGAAGAAAGAGCGGUGGCCGCUGCUGCUUCCCUUCACGCUCAUUUUUACACAUCUCGUCGCCGAUCCGAUCCCCACUCCAAACCCGCCAACAAGUUUGAUUUCGAGGAAAAGAGACAAAGAUGUUGGGGAUUUUAAGGCAAAAAGUGGGAGCUGGAAGCUCAUCUGCUAUGAUUUUGGGGCAGUCCAUGCAGAGGAUCCGCCCCACCACAUCGGCAUUGAGAGCUUUUUCAUCUUCCGCAAAAGAGAUGACAGUGAGGGAUGCUUUAAACUCUGCACUCGAUGAGGAAAUGUCUGCAGACCCGAAAGUCUUCUUGAUGGGUGAAGAGGUUGGGGAAUACCAAGGUGCUUACAAGAUAUCCAAAGGACUUCUCGACAAGUAUGGCCCUGACAGAGUUCUUGAUACCCCCAUCACGGAGGCUGGGUUCACUGGGAUUGGAGUUGGUGCUGCUUACUAUGGUUUGAAACCUGUUGUAGAGUUUAUGACCUUUAACUUCUCAAUGCAGGCAAUUGACCACAUCAUAAAUUCUGCUGCAAAAUCAAAUUAUAUGUCCGCAGGCCAAAUAAAUGUCCCCAUUGUUUUCAGAGGACCAAACGGUGCUGCUGCUGGUGUUGGUGCCCAGCACUCUCAAUGUUAUGCAGCAUGGUAUGCUGCCGUCCCUGGGUUGAAAGUUUUGACCCCUUAUUCAUCUGAAGAUGCUCGUGGGCUCCUAAAAGCUGCCAUUAGGGACCCUGAUCCUGUUGUUUUCCUUGAGAAUGAGUUGCUAUAUGGUGAGUCAUUUCCUGUUUCAGCUGAAGUUCUUGAUUCCAGUUUUUGCCUUCCAAUAGGGAAAGCUAAGAUUGAGAAAGAAGGAAAGGAUGUCACUAUUACAGCUUUUUCAAAAAUGGUCGGCUAUGUUCUGCAGGCGGCUGAGAUACUCGCUAAGGAAGGAAUCAGUGCUGAGGUCAUAAAUUUGCGGUCAAUUCGUCCUCUGGACAGGAACACCAUCAAUGCUUCGGUCAGGAAAACCAACAGGCUGGUAACAGUUGAAGAAGGGUUUCCUCAGCAUGGUGUUGGUGCUGAAAUCUGCACAUCUGUUGUUGAGGAUAGCUUUGGCUAUCUUGAUGCACCGGUUGAGAGAAUUGCUGGGGCUGAUGUUCCAAUGCCUUAUGCUGCUAAUUUGGAGAGAUUGGCUGUUCCUCAGGUAGAAGAUAUUGUUCGUGCGGCAAAGAGAGCGUGCUACAGAUCGGCGUCAUUGGCUGCAAGUGCUUAAUUUUACUACUCGAAUGCAGAAAUUCUCCCAAUCAAGGAGAUAUAGAGAUUGUACAUUAUUUCUCCUCAUCCUGUGGGGAGGAACUGCUUGUGAAAUAACUCGGGAGAACAUUGACAAGAGCGAGGGAUUUUUUUGACUCUGUUUUGUCCUUAAUAUUUGUGGCUGUCAACAUUAAACUGAUCGCAUUUUGGAAGCCAUUUUCAGGGUUUUGUACUUGAAUUUCUAAACCACACCAUCUUAUUCCAGAAAGGUUAAUGGUGCUGCUUCAGUGUUUAUCUUCCAGUGGCAUUUGUAUUGGCUGCCCUUUGUUAAUCAUUCAUUAUUGAUGUACUUUGCAGGGGCUUAUGUUCGUUAGAA
Prunus mume (Japanese apricot) is the source of this 1712-nucleotide messenger RNA. RefSeq names its product Transketolase family protein (gene MAB1). The record is from RefSeq and is a predicted model, not a curated record. NCBI's taxonomy places the organism in Eukaryota, Viridiplantae, Streptophyta, Magnoliopsida, Rosales, Rosaceae. Gene Ontology annotation, biological process: pyruvate decarboxylation to acetyl-CoA. Gene Ontology annotation, cellular component: pyruvate dehydrogenase complex. Gene Ontology annotation, molecular function: pyruvate dehydrogenase (acetyl-transferring) activity.